AUGAAACUUGGGCCAAGUUUGAGGGCAGUGCAAAGUUUAAGGCUGCUUGCAACAAUAAGCAAUGGUCUCAUUUCUGCUCAAGAAAAGUACUUGAAAUUGCCUAUGCUCGGAUCCAGGCUAGGCAAAGAUGAGUUGGUGAAACAUUUCAAAGAAAUGACGUAUCCGAUUGAGGAAUACAGUGCGGUCUGUUUCAACCCAGCUCGUAGCGGAUCGAAGACCACGGUUGAAACCGUCAUGGUCGAGUCGACUAAAACUUUUACUACAAGAAAUCCAGCUGAUCAUUAUGACAACGAUGAUGUAUCUCCUAAGGUACUGCCAUUGCGUGAAGUGUUACAAAAGUCGGGGUUAAGGUUUCCUACAAAACUCAAAAGAUGUAGGAAGCGUAGAAUAGCCAAACAUAUAGGAUAUGGGAUCAAGAAAUACAAGAGUGGUGAUUGUGGUGCAUCGGCUUCAACAGAAGUGCCACUUAGUAAGUUGUUUCAAAAGGAGUUAGCGAAGAGGACAAGUGAGCAUUUGAGAAACAAGAGACGUAAACGAGCUUGUGAUGAUGAUGAUGAGAAUCAUAUGGAUUGUCAUGAUGAUAUUACCAUUGCUCAGUUGAUCAAAUCUAGAAAAAAAAACUAG
Molecule: messenger RNA, 624 nt
Organism: Thlaspi arvense
Lineage: Eukaryota; Viridiplantae; Streptophyta; Magnoliopsida; Brassicales; Brassicaceae
Source: the annotation of a GenBank genome assembly